This is a messenger RNA of Pyrus x bretschneideri (Chinese white pear), 2174 nucleotides long. Its product is annotated as serine/threonine-protein kinase STY46. Bases 133 to 1842 code for a protein of 569 amino acids. Gene Ontology annotation, biological process: protein phosphorylation. NCBI's taxonomy places the organism in Eukaryota, Viridiplantae, Streptophyta, Magnoliopsida, Rosales, Rosaceae. The record is from RefSeq and is a predicted model, not a curated record. The transcript is spliced from 16 exons. Gene Ontology annotation, molecular function: protein kinase activity; ATP binding.
UCCGCAUAUAAACCCAGCUGUUCGUCGUUUCACGUAAAAAGAAAAAAACCAACCGACGAUCCUCCCUCUCACUUUCUCUCUCCGCCAUUUUUUUCUUCCUCCGUUUACUCAAUUCCGUCGCGCUCGCCGCCAAUGGUGAUGGAGGACAACAGCGAGAGCUGCAGGAGUAGAGCGCUGAACAACUCGUCAUCUUCUCCGGCUCAGUCUCGCCAGCAGAGGCAGAAGCUCGGGGUUUACAAUGAGGUCCUCCGCCGCCUCAAGGACUCCAAAAACGACGAAGCUAUUUGCCCUGGCUUCGACGACGAGCUUUGGGCUCACUUCAAUCGCCUCCCCACUCGGUAUGCGUUGGAUGUGAAUGUAGAGAGGGCAGAAGAUGUGCUUAUGCACAAAAGAUUACUGCAUUUGGCUCAUGAUCCUGCUCAUAGACCAGCGAUCGAAGUCCGCCUUGUACAGGUUCAUUCUAUCGCAGAUAUGAAUACAGAUCCGGGUAAAGAUGCUGCCCAAAGUUCAAACAUAUCUAACAGACAAAGUAUACAUCCCCCUCCAGCGUUUGGCUCAUCUCCUAACCUCGAAGCCCUUGCACUUGAGGCAAAUAAAUCUGAAGAUCAUGAUGCUGAACAUGCUGUACAUGCCAGAACUCAGUUUACUUGGCCCAUAACGCAUGAAAUCACUUUCUCAACAGACGAUAAGCCAAAACUACUCAGUCAGUUAACUUCCUUGCUUGCGGAGGUUGGGCUGAACAUCCAAGAAGCACAUGCUUUUUCCACAUUAGAUGGUUACUCCUUGGAUGUCUUUGUUGUUGAUGGAUCGCGUUACGAGGAAACAGAGAAGCUUAAGAUUGCAAUACAAAAGGAAGUUUUAAAGAUUGAGAGGCUGUGGUCGCCAACUCAUCGAUCAUCAUCUUUUGGCAGCGAGCACAAUCAAGUAGUGAUCAAAACUGAACCUGAUCAUCUGGAAAUACCUAAUGAUGGGACUGAUGUAUGGGAACUUGAUCCUAGACAGUUGAAGUUUGGGAAUAAAGUUGCAUCUGGGUCCUGUGGAGAUUUAUAUAAAGGUACAUAUUGUACUCAAGAAGUUGCCAUUAAAGUCCUCAAGCCCGAGUGUGUAAAUCCAGAUAUGCUGAAAGAUUUUGCCCAGGAAGUCUACAUUAUGAGGAAAGUUCGACACAAGAAUGUUGUACAAUUCAUUGGUGCGUGUACCAAGCAUCCAAGUUUGUGCAUUGUAACAGAAUAUAUGUCCGGUGGAAGUGUGUAUGACUACUUGCAUAAGCAAAAGGGAGUUUUUAAGCUUCCAUCCUUGCUCAAGGUCGCAAUUGAUGUUUCCAAAGGAAUGACCUACUUGCAUCAAAAUAACAUAAUCCACAGGGAUUUAAAAGCCGCCAAUCUCUUGAUGGAUGAAAAUGAAGUUGUUAAGGUUGCUGAUUUCGGGGUUGCUAGAGUAAAAUCUCAAUCUGGAGUAAUGACAGCAGAAACUGGGACUUAUAGGUGGAUGGCUCCAGAGGUUAUAGAACACAAGGCAUAUGAUCACAAGGCGGAUAUUUUUAGCUUUGGAGUUGUGUUAUGGGAGUUACUGACUGGAAAGCUUCCAUAUGAAUACUUGACCCCGUUACAAGCAGCCGUUGGAGUUUCCCAAAAGGGCUUACGGCCGACCAUCCCAAAGAAUACUCCUCCCAAGCUUGCCGAGCUGCUCGAAAAAUGCUGGCAGCAAGAUCCAGCAUCAAGACCUGAUUUCUCAGAAAUCAUAGAGAUUCUGCAGGCAUUAGCCGAACAGGUUGGUGAUGGAGUGGAACGACACAAAUUAUCGGGAGGAUUUCUGUCCGUCCUGAGACGGGGUCAUCACUAACCAAGGCAAGCAUAUGUGUAUUACUCUACUUAUCAAAAGGAAUUAGUGCAGUGCGGGGAAUUCCCCAACCAUUUCACAUACCAUGUACAGUGCCACGUCCAACCAUUAACUUGUUAGAGCCAUUCUGCCUUUUUAUUUAUUUAUUUAUUUUGCGUUUUCAUAUCGUAGCAGCAGUUCCGAAUGUAAUGGUAAUGGGUUGGAUGAACAUGUUGUUGUGAUGUUUAACGACAACAAUGUUGUCGUGAGUUUCUUUCGAUGCAAAAGUGGACAAUAAUGACAAUAUCUUAUUAUGUGACUUCAUUACUUUAAUACGAUUUAGAUUUUCACUUGUA